Molecule: messenger RNA, 984 nt
Organism: Mesorhabditis belari
Lineage: Eukaryota; Metazoa; Nematoda; Chromadorea; Rhabditida; Rhabditidae
Source: the annotation of a GenBank genome assembly
AUGGUGUUUUUUUUCGGGCUCCUUUUUUCGCAUGGAAUCGGCGCUGCCUCAAUCAUUUUCGUGAUCGCGUCGAUCGUCUCGUUUUGCCUUAAAACCCAUCCGUCGCUAAGAAUCCCGACGCUUAUCGUUUCGCAAAUAAACACGAGCAUGCCGACACUUGUCUCAAAAGUGGUCACCAGGCCACAUCCCUAUUUUUUCUAUGUGGAAUUGAUGUGUAACAUGUGGUUCUCCGCUGAAUUUCUACUCCGAUUGCUUUGUUGUCCAAAUAUUCCAUCUUUUAUUCGAAAUCCGAUUAACAUCAUCGAUCUAAUCGCGACGAUUUCAUUUUAUGUCGAUUGGACAUUAGAUACGGCUUUGAGUAACAGAGACUCAGUCGAAUUUUUCUCAAUCAUUCGUAUCCUUCGUCUCUUCAAAUUGACUCAACACUCACUGGGACUCAAAAUUCUCAUCGCUACAUUCAAAGCCUCAGCUCAGGAACUUUUCUUAUUGGUUUUCUUCGUUUGUUUGGGAAUUGUUAUUUUUGCCGCCUUGGUUUAUUAUGCCGAACGACUCACUUAUAAUCCGGGUAAUCAAUUUGACUCGAUCCCCGUCGGCCUUUGGUGGGCGGUGAUCACGAUUUGUACGAUUGGAUUUGGAGAUUUGGUCCCAAAGACAUGGCUUGGCAUGGCGGUGGGAUCAGUGUGCGCGUUGAUGGGCGUGUUGACGAUCGCUUUGCCCGUGCCUGUUAUCGUCUCCAACUUUGCCAUGUUUUAUUCCCAUGCACAAGCCAGAGCAAAACUGCCAAAGAAACGACGUCGAGUGCUGCAGCCACACGAAAUCAAACCAAUAGUAGGAAGACAGACAACAGCGGCAUUGCUUGGCCAGCUUGCGCCGAACAAUAACAAUGGUUCAAUCAAUUGUCACACUGCUCCACUUCUCGUUUGCCCACAAAAUACAUUACCAAUGAAAAAAUCACCAACUUCUGGUAAAGCGAAACAAAUGUUA